GUAAGUGAUGGAAGAUUUUCAGAUGGAUCCGGAGACACAGUUUCUUGCUUCCAAACAGGAGACAGGGUACGAAUGGGAACUCUUCAAGGAAAAUGUAAGGCCUUUAAAGAGAGGCCGUAACAUUCGCCUCUUGAACGACUCCCUCAAAUCACAUACCGACAAUCAACUCAAGAAGUCUCUUCUUGAGACUCGAAGGAAAUUGAUUGAGGCAAUUCAUGAGUAUAAAGGGGAUGAUCCUCUUUCUCCAUGGCUCGGGUGCAUUAAAUGGGUUCAGCAGUCAUUUCCACCAGGUGGAGAUUGCUCUGGACUAAUAGUAAUAUAUGAACAAUGUGUGCGUACGUUUUGGGAUUCAGACCGCUACAAGGAUGAUCUUCGCUACCUCAAAGUCUGGCUUGAAUAUGCUGAAAACUGUAUUGAUGCGGAAGUCAUCUACAAUUUUCUUGAUGCAAAUGAAAUUGGAAAGUCACAUUCUGCAUACUACAUAGCAUACGCUUUACAUAUGGAGGCCAGAUCUAAGAUCAAAGCUGCAAAUGACAUAUUCAAUCUUGGGAUUUCUAGGGAUGCUCAACCAAUAGAAAAACUAAAGGAUGCCUACAAGAAAUUCUUCAUUAGAUCAAUGAGUAGACCAAAAGUUGUGGAGGAGGACACUGGAGAAAAUGAUUUGCCAGCUCGAAGCUUUGGAACUGUGUUGUCCAGUGCACAGAAUAGGAGGCAAAAUACGGGGGAUUAUGAUAUCCACAGGAACAAAUCGAAGCCAGACAGGGCUCAAAGGAGUGCCCUUUCUAUUUAUAAAGAUACAAAUUCAGAUGUCUUGCCGGGACAUCAACCUGGCAAGUCAAAAACAGAUUUCAAUACUUGGCAGAAUCUUGGAGCUCGAGCUGAAAGAAACAAAGAAAAUAAUGCUAUACCUACCAAGUGGACAACUUACAAGGUUCCUCAGAGACCCGGCCCUAGAGCAGGAGCAACAGCAAGUGCAUGCAUUGAAGUAUUUGUUGACGAGGAGUGUGUAGAAUCCGAUAGGUCACAUGGUGAAGGUGGCGGAAAGUCUUCAACUUUGCAGCUGAGAGAUGGCGUAGACAUGAAAAAGGAAACUGAGUUAUUGAGGGAGAACCCAUUACGAAAUUUCCCUUCGAACAGCCUUCCAAGAUGAUUAGUGAAUUGACAAGCACACUUGUCCAAGUGUCCACAAUCACUCUCUCUCUGGCGUGGAUCAGCUUUUAUCUCUGAAGCUGGAUGGAUCUCUGUUGGGAAAUUUAUUUGUCAUUUUGGAUUUUUUUUUUUUUUUUUUAGCUGAAACUACGAUUUAAAACUAUUGAUAUGUGGAGGGUUACCCCAAUGUUUUUAUGUACUCCUUCUAUUCCUAAAGAUGGUCAUUUUUUGAUUA
Molecule: messenger RNA, 1384 nt
Organism: Ricinus communis (castor bean)
Lineage: Eukaryota; Viridiplantae; Streptophyta; Magnoliopsida; Malpighiales; Euphorbiaceae
Product: mitotic spindle checkpoint protein BUBR1
Exons: 11
Coding region: 8-1150 (380 amino acids)
Biological process (GO): mitotic spindle assembly checkpoint signaling; meiotic sister chromatid cohesion, centromeric
Molecular function (GO): protein kinase activity
Source: RefSeq, a predicted model, not a curated record